UCCAGCAGCCUCUACCUUUACUACCCCCCAAUGGCAGAUAAACGCCCGCCUACUCCUCCCCAAGAGGCCCCAGAAGGCUACGCUCGCCCGGAUGACCUCAGUUCGUUCGCAAGCAUCACAUACUCGCUAGCUCGCGGUGGUUCUAACCCCCCUAAGCUUCGGACUAAGCGAGAAGACUUCGUUGACGGGGACAUAAUAAUCAGUAUUGAGAUUACCAAGGACCAAAUGCGUGUGUUACACCUGAAAAAUGUGCGCGAGGACACACUCAAGGAGGCAAAAACUACUGUCAAUGGUUUUCUGGACCAGAUAGAGCCGCUUUGUGAUGGCAAUGGUACUGGCGGUACCGUUUUCGAGAUGUUUGAUAGGGUUUAUGCGGAUAUGGAUGACCAAGUCGUGGCUGUCAUGGGCCAUGUUCACGAGCUUUCCUCCAUACUGGCCAAGAUCGAUGCUUCUGUCAAUAUGUACCCCAAGAAACUGGUAUCCAACAGCCCUGACAACAUUCAUCAGGGUCAAUCUUAUAAUGCGGUCGCCGAGCUUCGGAGUGCCAGUGAUGCCUUCUACAAGCAAGUCGAGGCGAUCAAGUCAAAGUCAAAGGGCUACUGUAAUGAUACUCACCCUACAAGAAAUGGGUUUGGAGUGACCAGGGCAAAUUGCGACGUUCACCGAAAUCUCAUUGCUUCCAUGAUGGAGCAGAGCCGGAACCGCGGCCUCUGGUUCCAUUGGGAUGAGUCUAGCUACGAAGGCAGCAGGCAGCGACACAUGGGCGUUUGGCUAACCUACGUUGUUUACUUUGAUGAUGAUACUGAAGGUUGGAAACACAGAGUGUGGGGGUGGCCUGAGCGACUGUGGUAUCUUGAUGAUCCACGGUAUUGUACCAUGUUUACCGUGAACUCGCCGCCACCACUCUUCAUGGAGAACGAUGUGCGGCCGUUCGCGAGCUACACCUACCUGCUCGUUGAAGGUGGUGCUGGGCCACAGAAACUCCGUCCCGAUGUACGUGACACCGACAUGGUGCUCUUGAUCGAGGUCAAGGAUCGGGUUUUCCGCCUGUUGCAUUUGUACCAUGUGCGCGAAGAGACAAGUGCGGCGGCAAAGGCUGCCAUCGAGAACUUUCUUGACCACUUCGAAUCAGUCGACGACAACAAGAGAGGCAAAGUGGACUAUGGCACGCAUCGUAGAACUUUCCACAUGUCUGGCGAGGAUACUAAAAGUGUUCAUCGGGAAAUUCUAGACUUCACUGAAGCUGAAGUUAAGAAGCGUGCCUUGCGCUGCAAGUGGAAGACUGCAGGUUGGUGGAGCGGUUAUUGCAUCUGGCGCAGAGAAGAUCGCACGCGGUGGAACCGCGAACAGCCAGACUACUUAGCUCAGAACGUGUUUUGA
Molecule: messenger RNA, 1380 nt
Organism: Clonostachys rhizophaga
Lineage: Eukaryota; Fungi; Ascomycota; Sordariomycetes; Hypocreales; Bionectriaceae
Source: the annotation of a GenBank genome assembly